Molecule: messenger RNA, 996 nt
Organism: Fusarium proliferatum ET1
Lineage: Eukaryota; Fungi; Ascomycota; Sordariomycetes; Hypocreales; Nectriaceae
Exons: 4
Coding region: 1-996 (331 amino acids)
Molecular function (GO): protein binding
Source: RefSeq, a predicted model, not a curated record
AUGACAUCGCCUGGUGCAUCGUCGCCCAAUACCAUCGUUUUCGAUGGCAGUGGAGAUCUCUGGCUGGCUUUCGGUUCCGUUUCAUCUUCUAAAAUCCUUCACGUUGACUCCAACGCGCUCUGCCGUGCCUCCAAGGUCUUCCGCGCCAUGCUCAGGGGCCACUUCAGCGACUCCAAGCCCGCCAACGACCUGCAUCGUUGGGAAGUGAAGCUUCCCGAGAAUGAUCCAGAAGCUUUUGUUGUUCUAAUGGACGUCGUACAUGCAAACUUCGGCCAUGCGCCUUUGAACCUAAAGCCUCAAGAGCUCUACAACAUCUGCGUCUUGACCAACAAAUACGACAUGACCAAGACGCUGCGGCCUAUGGCGACAGCUUGGUACGAAAGGCUCAAGAGCAUGUGCCAGCGCAGUAAUAAGAUGCAGGCAUACAGCAAGAAUCUAUUCGUGGCUUGGGAGCUCGGAUGCCAGGGCGCAGUCGACUUGUUGAUCGAUAGAAAUACUCGGCUGAACAACUUGGAAACUUUCAGACUGAUUCCUUUGAUCGAUCCUAUUACUCAACACCGCGUCAAGAUACUCCAAGUCUUCCAUGCAGAAGGCAAGGAGAUAGCAAUCAAGAUUCUCGCCAAACGCCCACUCUGUUGGCAUACCGGCCCUUGCUCUGCUGUGAACCUUGCAGAUGGCAUCCCCGAAAAGUUCAUCCAAGCAACACAAGACCUUGAGAUAGAUUCUUUCUUCAUGCCCUCGUUGAAUGCCGACCAACUUGGAUAUCGAGGCAGCGUGUCAAGAUUGCAUCGCCUGUUUAAACAAGUCGAAAGGCUUACAUUUGGAGAGCAUCACCCUCACUACUGCCGCCAUAUGGACAUGCUCGUGGGCCAAGCAUGCAAGAUUGACAUGACGGCGUACAUGGGCAGUAAUGACAAAGCCAUUCUGGAAGAUGAAGACAGUGGAGAUGACGGGAACAGUGGUUUUCGAAGCCUGUCGGUUGAAGCUCGAUACUAA